This is a messenger RNA of Acanthosepion pharaonis, 489 nucleotides long. Lineage: Eukaryota; Metazoa; Mollusca; Cephalopoda; Sepiida; Sepiidae. The record is from the annotation of a GenBank genome assembly.
AUGCCACUCUCGUUCCGUAUAUGCCUCACAAAUGCCACUCUUGUUGCCGUAUAUGCCUCACAAAUCCCAUUCCCGUUUCCGUAUAUGCCUCACAAAUACCACUCGCGUUGCCGUAUAUAUCUCACAAAUCCCAUUGUCGUUGCCGUAUAUGCCUCACAAAUCCCAUUCUUGUUGCCAUAUAUGCCUUACAAAUCCCACACUCGUUGCCCUUUAUGCUUCACAAAUGUCACUUUCGUUGCCGUAUAUGCCUCACAAAUCUCAUUCUCGUUUCCGUAUAUGCCGCACAAAUACCACUCUCGUUGCCGUAUGUGCCUCACAAAUGGCAUUCUCGUUUCCGUAUAUGCCUCACAAAUGCCACUCUCGUUGCCGUAUAUGCCUCACAAAUCUCAUUCUCGUUUCCGUAUAUGCCUCACAAAUCUCAUUUUCGUUGCCGUAUAUGCCUCACAAGUCCCACACUCGUUUCCGUAUAUGCCUCACAAAGUAAGCUAA